UAUCAGUACUAAUAUAGGUUUCUACUGGUAGUAGUCAGUGAUCUUUAAUUUAAGCAGAGUUUGAUUCAAGGUUUAAAAUACAACACGAAAUAUGGACUAUGUGUUUUUAUUUCUCUUGAAUAAGACACCAGACAAUCGUGUGUUCAAUGAGUGACCAAUUCAGACGCAAAGGGAGGAAAUUAAGGAACAUGUUAUAAACUUAUAUAAUCGUGUACUUUAAAACUUACUGAAAAGUUCUCUGGAAAAUAUUUGAAACUGUGGUUAGAACCCAUUUGGGACUUUUCGGUUUUGUUUGUACAAUUUGAUUUAUUGGUUGUGUUAUUGCCGACAGAGGAUUGAUGGAGUUGUGGGCCUUGUUCGGAUUUGAUUUGAUUCUGUUGUGUACGCUAGUGGCUGCUAAGCCUGAGAUUACAGGGUUCACCAAAGUCGUGAAGAUCAAAGAAGGAACCAGCGUGAACGAAGAAUUGUCAAAGAUCACGUGUCAUGAUCCCGAUGGUGACAAGACAACAACCAGCAUCACGUCGAUGGUGCCCAACAACCCGUGUAGUCUGUGUUUUGAGGUGCUUAAUAAUGGCGCAGAUGAAAGUCUCCAGUACCGUGCCGGGGUUGGAACCCUAGACCACAGCUCGGCGCCAUCCUACCUUCUCACCCUGACCUGUAGCGACAUGAACCACGAGUCCACCACAGAGGUCAUAGAGGUCACGGUCUUACCCAACACCCCGCCCCACUUUGACCCAGAUAAGUUGUUUGAUAGCGCGACCAUGAGUGCUGGAAUGACCUCUGGCACGGUUGUGUACCACGCUCAAGCAGACGAUGAAGAACAUGACGACAUCAAAUAUUCCUUGCAGGUACUGCCAGCGUCAUCUGCCGGAAACUACGUCAUCGAUCCAGUUACCGGAGAGAUCAAGACGACGGUUGACUUAAAGAGAGAAUGUCGCAAUGACGUCACCUUCAAAGUCGGCAUCAGCGACGGCACCAACACCGUGGGACCUCUGGUUAUAGACGGCUCCAUACCUGACGCCAAUGUUCCUCCUGUGGCCGCCAAUCUGGACACCACCGUCCAAGUUCCAGAAGACGCUACCGGCACCGCCUACAAGAUGCUGUUCUCUGACGGCAACGGUGACCCCGUGACCUACACGGUGACCUCUAACAACGCCCCUGGGGUGGCGCAGUUUACCUUGGACGGCAAAAACCCUAACGUCGACAUUGCCGGAGCUUUGAACUACGAAGACCUGGCGUCCAGACAGACAGACCUUACCAUACAGGCCACUGACGGCUUCUGCACCUCAUCCCCCUACCACCUACGUCUAAAGGUGACAGACGUCAACGAGCCGCCCAAGAUAACCCCUGAUAGGACGGAAUUUGAAGUCUGCGAGGGGCAGCGAGAGUUCGACUCACACCUUCACGUUUUAGACGAAGACCAACCGGACACCCAGAGGUGGACCCUACUGCCCAUGACCUCUAACCCCGAGGGUCAGUUUGGCAUCGACCCCACCACAGGAUUCCUGAAGACUCUGAUGGACUAUGACGUAGAUGUCGUGACCACGCCAAGGAGGAAGACAUUUUACGUGCAGGUCGAAGACAAGGGGGGUUUGACGUCAUCUGCUACCGUAGAGGUGACGUUCGUCGACUGCAAUGACAACGCACCAAUUUUUGACAUACCUGAUUACACCUUCGCUGCCACGGAGUGCACCUCUGCAGGCACCAAAAUUGGGACAAUCUCUGCCACAGAUAAAGAUUCUUCACGUGAACAGAACAACGUCAUCUACUACCAAGGAUCGGGCGGGGGUGUCAGUGUCGGCAGUGGAGGGGAGGUCGUCAUCACACAGGCCUUGAAAGCUGGGACGGUUGUCACGUUUAAUGCUUACGCCUACGACAGGGGUCAGACGCCCGGGCCGCUUAGGAGUAAAAACCCGGCUGUCAUUUCCGUCCGGUUCACGCCAUGUCCGACAACUCCACCACCUAGAUCAACAACAAAGCCUCCACCAACCACAACCACGCCAACUACAACAACCAAGAAAUAUUCCAAAAAGGGAGAUGAUAACCUCCCCUGGAUCAUCAUAGCGGCCCUGCUGGGGACGUUCCUUAUGGGCGUGCUGGGAUAUAUGCUGUGGCGCUAUGGACACCUGUGUCUUCGCAGCUGUAGGAACGCUACCUGUGGCCGGAAGUGCUGCAAGACUCGACCCAAAAGUAAUAAGUAUUUGUAUGUAUAUUUGAUGGCGCAGGCGUUGUUUGAAAAUUCAACUGACAAGGAGUAG
This is a messenger RNA of Physella acuta, 2258 nucleotides long. Its product is annotated as protein dachsous-like. Gene Ontology annotation, molecular function: calcium ion binding. Lineage: Eukaryota; Metazoa; Mollusca; Gastropoda; Physidae. Gene Ontology annotation, cellular component: plasma membrane. The record is from RefSeq and is a predicted model, not a curated record. Gene Ontology annotation, biological process: homophilic cell-cell adhesion.